AUGCGCGUCCACGCCAUCGUUCCCUUCAUCGCCUACAUGGCCUUCCUCCAAACAGCCUCAGCAGCCCCCGGUCGCGAUGAGCCCACCAUCAUUCAAGGCGCCGCCGGCCAAUACGUAGAGCGCUGCUACUGGUAUGAUUCGACGCACAAGACUUGCAGGCCGGUGCUGAUCCCAGGCAGCAAGAAGAACCCGUACAAGGGUGCCGUCCCGGACACUGGUUCGGAUAAGCCAAAGGGACCCCAUGUGCCCAAGAAGGCUGAGAAGAGAUGGGUCGGCUCGAGGGUUACGGGAACAGGUCGCCUGGACGUGGACUCUGUCGAAGAUAUCGCCUCUUCGACGGACGUGGAAUUCCUGGAUGACAUGUUAUGGAUAGUGAGUGUCGACUCUGUGGACGACAUCGACAUUGCCAAAGAUGAGCCGCAGACGCCGUCUCAACCUGAGAACGAGGAUGGCGAACAGACCAUUUGA
Messenger RNA from Colletotrichum karsti, 468 nucleotides. RefSeq lists its product as uncharacterized. Bases 1 to 468 code for a protein of 155 amino acids. Lineage: Eukaryota; Fungi; Ascomycota; Sordariomycetes; Glomerellales; Glomerellaceae. The transcript has 2 exons. The record is from RefSeq and is a predicted model, not a curated record.